Messenger RNA from Phalaenopsis equestris, 2872 nucleotides. Its product is annotated as G-type lectin S-receptor-like serine/threonine-protein kinase B120. Bases 104 to 2653 code for a protein of 849 amino acids. The transcript is spliced from 7 exons. NCBI's taxonomy places the organism in Eukaryota, Viridiplantae, Streptophyta, Magnoliopsida, Asparagales, Orchidaceae. Gene Ontology annotation, molecular function: ATP binding; protein serine/threonine kinase activity. Gene Ontology annotation, biological process: protein phosphorylation; recognition of pollen. The record is from RefSeq and is a predicted model, not a curated record.
UUCAGUGGUUGAAUGCGUCAACUUUAAAAGGAAUUCGCUUCGUCUCCGACGUUUAGAACGAUAAAAAUCAAAUCGGAUUACCAAUCGUCUGAAGGGGGGAACCAUGGGUGGCUUUUACCCCUUCAACGAUUCCACUCUCAGCCUGGUCCUUUCUGCUGCCACUCUCAUCUUCAUCUUCGUCCUCCCCACAGCACGGGCAGCAUCAAGCUCCCUGCUUUCCCCCGGUAAAUCUCUCCCUGAUGGCGCCACUCUUGUUUCCCCCGGUGACAUAUUCGAGCUCGGAUUCUUCAGCCCCGGCAACUCCACCAAACGUUACGUAGGCAUUUGGUACCGGGACUUCUCCACCUCCACCGUACUAUGGGUUGCCAAUCGCGACUCCCCAGUUCUCGACAAUUCUGGCUCCCUCGCCAUCGCCGAUGACGGAAACCUCGUCAUCCUUGACGGCCUUGAGGACGUCGUCUGGUCAUCAAAAGUUGCCUCCUUUCCGUCGAAUGAAUCGGCGGCGGAGCUUUUAGACAACGGCAAUCUUAUGCUCAACAGCAGCGGUUCCAUCAUGUGGCAGAGCUUCGACCAUCCCACUGACACCUACCUCCCCGGCAUGAAGGUCGGCCUCGAUCUCAUCACCAACGUGAACCAGUUCUUCACCUCCUGGCGCAGCUUGGAUGACCCGGCAACGGGGAACUUCUCCAUGGGCAUCGCGCCGGAUCAGUCAACGCAAAUCUUUAUAUGGGAAGGAAGCAAACCGAGGUGGCGUUCCGGUCGGUGGGACGGGCAGGUGUUCAUAGGAAUACAGAACAUGGUGCCUACAUACAUCUACGGCUUCAAACUCAGCAACUUCGAGCAGGAGAAGAAGAUGUAUUUCUACUACACUCAAUUCAACAGCUCUCACCGCUACAUUCUCAAUCCGGAUGGCAUCGAACGCCAUCUGGUGUGGGCAAAUGACACCAAAAACUGGCAUCAGUUCUGGGCGCAGCCGAUUACCCAAUGCGAGAUUUACAAUCGGUGCGGAAACAACGCGUCCUGCACGGACAGUGCCGAUGGCAACUCGCCGACCUGUAACUGUUUGAAAGGUUUCGAGUUGAAAAGUGAGAACUCGUCCGAUGGGUGCGUGAGGAGGACGCCGCUGCUGUGUGAGAGGAACAAUGGCAGCGCUGCCAGCGCCGGCGGUAAACCGGACGGGUUCUAUUUGAUGCAAGGGGUGAAACUGCCGGAUUUGUCCCAGUGGUUGGGACCUUCAAUCGAUAGCGAGUGCGAGGAAGCUUGUUUGAUGAAUUGCUCCUGUAAAGCUUACAGCUUUGUAACAGGGAUCGGUUGUUUAAUGUGGGGAAGAGACUUGGUCGACAUCCACUUAUUCUCCAGCGGUGGGAAUGAUUUCUAUCUUCGACUCGCCGGUUCCGAAUUUGAUGAUAAUAAGAAGGGAUUAGAAGCGUAUGUCAUUGUGAUCAUUUUGCUGUCGGCCGUGGCGUUAAUGGUGGGCGGAAUUUUUUUGAUUUGGAUGUAUAAAAGUAGAAUGGAAGAGUUCUAUAGAAGAGUGAUAAAACGUCAGGAAAGUCUGGUGGAUGGAAGAAGAUCAGGAGGAGGUGGAGAUCCAUCGACGGACUUUUCUGCUGUGAUUGAUAUGCAUGAACAGGGGAAAGGUGGACGAGAUGUUUCUUUAUUCAGUUUUGAGACUAUAGAAGAAGCAACACAAAGCUUUUCUUCAUCGAAUUUGCUUGGAGAAGGUGGAUUUGGUCCUGUUUACAAGGGCAUGUUACCUGGCGGGCAAGAAAUAGCUGUAAAAAGGCUUUCAAAGAGUUCCGGCCAAGGAAUGGAAGAAUUUAAAAAUGAGGUUAUACUAAUCGCUAAACUGCAGCACAGAAAUCUAGUCAGGCUUUUAGGCUAUUGCAUGAGAUGGGACGACAAGAUGCUCGUCUACGAAUACAUGCCUAACAGAAGCUUGGAUGCUUGCUUAUUCACAGACGCGAGCAGGAAACUUUCUCUGGACUGGAACACAAGAUACAGCAUCAUCGAAGGCGUUGCUCGAGGACUCCUCUACCUCCAUCGUGACUCGAGAUUACGAGUCAUACAUCGCGAUCUAAAAGCGAGCAACAUCUUGCUUGAUGAACAAAUGAAUCCAAAAAUAUCAGACUUUGGCAUGGCAAGGAUCUUUGGUAACGAUGGAAAUGAAACCAGCACGAAGCGGGUGGUCGGAACAUAUGGUUACAUGUCGCCAGAGUAUGCAAUGCAAGGCUUGUUCUCAGUAAAAUCUGAUGUCUACAGCUUUGGAGUUCUACUCAUAGAGAUUGUGAGUGGGAAGAGGAACAGCACAUACUACAACUCUGAACUGUCGCUUAACCUCUUAGGAUACGCUUGGAAGCUAUGGAAUGAAGACAACGUGAUGGAGUUGGUGGAUUCAUCUAUAAGGAGUUCCUGCUCGGUGAGGGAGGUUUCCAGAUGUGUGAAUGUGGGGCUUUUAUGUAUUCAGGAUCGAGCGAAUGAUAGGCCAACGAUGUCGUCUGUGAUUGUUAUGUUAGAGGGUGAGAAUUGUGCUCAUCCGAUGCCACGACAGCCUAAGUUUGCAGCAGAUAUUAGUCAAAGUGAGACGGACUCAUCUACCUUGGAUCAGAAGAUUGCUUCUGCAGAUAAUUCCAUUACAAUGUUAACUGGGAGGUGAUGGAUUUAUUUUUGUUGAGAAUGGAGUAUAUAGAAGCAAGAGGUUUUUUAACCCUUUAAUAUGAGCCAAAGAUGAGAAGUUCUGGUUCAGAAAGGAAGCAGAGACGAGGGAAAUUGUUGCAGUGCUAACCCAUAAAAAGGUCAUCCUAUAUAAUACAUAUCUAACACCUAAACUUUACUUUUAACAUUUAUAACAUCCAAAUUAUUUAUAUCACAUUAA